Messenger RNA from Physcomitrium patens, 4642 nucleotides. RefSeq names its product protein TPLATE. Gene Ontology annotation, biological process: endocytosis. The record is from RefSeq and is a predicted model, not a curated record. NCBI's taxonomy places the organism in Eukaryota, Viridiplantae, Streptophyta, Bryopsida, Funariales, Funariaceae.
CUGAAGGCAGCAUUUGCAGCUCCUGGCAAAGAUCGAAAGCUGGCUAUGGCGAGCUGCUUCCAUGAGGAGCUAGGGUUUCAUAUUUGCACGUUGUUACGUUGGAGCGAGGAUAGUGUCAAAAAUCGCAUUGAAGAGAAUUAGCGAGUUUCUGUAGUUGUAAAUUUUUUUUGAGAAAUGUGUACAGAGGAAUCCAUGGAAUAGAAUCGUUAUGCCGUGAGUCGGUGCAUUGAGGGCGGACUUGGAGACUUGCAAGAGCUUGACGCGCUGAAGGAGAGGAUCUGCAUUUGAAUGUCAUUUUGGAAACGCGAAGCAGCGUAGCUAUGGAUCAUGUAUUUGCGUCCAUAAAGACGGAGCUUGCGUCGAAUGACGGGUUGCGGCAAUCGCAAGCUUUGUUGCUGGUGCUGCAGCAUGCUGCAGCGGGCAAGGACGUGUCCUGUACAGCGACCAUAGCGUGCGAUGAGAUUAUCGCGAGUCCCGCGAGUGCAGUGUGUAAGAAACUGGCGUUUGAUCUGAUUCGGUGCACUCGCUUGACGGCGGAGCAGUGGGAAGUAGUGUGUCGCGGAAUCCUGAAUGAUUUUGAUUUUCCGGACUCAGACGUGACGGCCGCGGCCGUGUCUUUUAUGUCUGCCAUUCCCUCGUGGCGUCUCGGAAAAUUUAUUACGGACUGCAGCAGGGAGAUCUCGAACUGCAUUGUGCACGAUAAUCCAAACUUGCGGUACGCGAUUGUGGAGACGCUUGGGUGCCUGCUUGCUCGCGAUGACGUCGUCAAUCUGUGCGUUACGAGCGCUGCAUUGUUGGACAGAGUGGCAGUGUGGUGGCGACAGAUCGGAGAGUGUAUGCUGCAUCCCUCGGAUGCUGUUUCUAGGAUCGCUUACGAAGGAGUAGGGCGCUUGUUUUUGGAGUUCAGCACGAAAAAGCUGAGUAGAUUGGCUGGUGAUAAGCUGGUUCCCAGCGAAGAUUCCCUUGCCAUUCGAGCUGGUUGGGUAGUGGCCAUGUGCAGGUUCGUAUGGGAGAAACGGGAUAUCUUGAUGGCUCGCUCAAAGGUGUUGACAAUUGAAAGCUUUCGCUCGUCAGUCUUCCCCCUUGUGUUCUCAGCGAAAGCUGUGGCCACUAGAAUGAUGGAAGAUAUGCAGGUACUUUCAGGUUUACUUGGAACCCCUCGGGCUGCACUUGAAGAGAGAGACUUUCGGAAUGCUGAGCAUAUUCUGGGAAUUUCCGAUGUAGUUUCUCACCUCACGCCGUACUUAUUUGUCCUCGACCCAGCUUUAGUUUAUGAGGUCAGUAUCAACCUCCUCUCUUUGGCUGACGUGCCUGGAGGAAAACCAGAGUGGGCGUCAGCACCAAUCACUGCGCUUCUGACCCUGUGGGAUCGACAAGAAUUUAAUGCCGGACGGGAAAGCAUUGUUCGAUCGGUUGUAAAGAACCUCCAGCUUCUAGAUCUACACUUGCAGGUUUCUCUGUUCAAGCGGCUUCUUUUAAUGGUCAGGAAUCUUAGAGUGGAGGCAGAUCGUAUGCACGCCCUUGCCUGCAUUUGCCGGACUGCUCUUAGUGUGGACCUGUUUGCAAAAGAAAGUGUUAGAAGGGGUCAAAAGCCUCUAGCGAACACAAACAUAGCUGCAUUAUUUGAGGACACAAAAAUCAGAGAAGAUCUGGCAAGCAUCCACAGCGAGAGUCUUUUUCGGGAAGAGUUAGUUGCAUGUCUUGUUGAGAGUUGUUUUCAGCUCUCUGUCCCUCUCCCUCGGAUGAAAACUAUGUGUCCUGAGAGUCGUGUCAUUGGAGUUCUGAAUUAUGGUACAGUUUCAGGUGCUAUGAGCUGGACCCAAUCGGCUCUUGAAGUAGUUGAGGUUUGCCGCCCCUGUGUGAAGUGGGACUGUCAAGGCCGGACAUAUGCUAUGGACUGCUACUUGAAGUUGCUAGUGCGCUUGUGCCAUAUCUAUGAUACCGUGGGCGGGGUGAAGAAGGCCAAAGAAGGGGCAUCUCCUGAACAAAUUUUGGCGGAGACUCGGUUGCAAGCCUUGCAAGCGCAACUCGUGAAAGAUCUUAAUGAGGUCACUACUGCAAGACUAAGAGCUCGCGUAAUUUGGGCUCUGGCGGAGCACUUUGAUCUUGAAGGUCUAGACCCACUGCUUGCAGAUGAUCCAGAAGAUCCUCUCAACAUUAUUAUUGAUCACAUCCACAAGGUCAUAUUUAAUUUAGAUUCCACUGCAACUUCCACUAACAGGUUACAGGAUGCACAGGCUUUACUUGUAAGUUCAGAGCAUCUUGGUUCAAGAAACCUGAGAGCAGGCCAGAUGUUGACAAGAGUUCUCGAGGACUUCAGAAAUAGUUCUUUGGCCGACUCGGUGAAUAAGCAUCAAUGCCGCCUCAUUCUACAGAAGUUCAAAUAUAUCUCCAAGCAUCCUGAAUCGAAGUGGGUAGGAAAUUCAGGAGCUACAGGCGACUAUCCUUUUACGCACCACAAGCUUUCAGUCCAGUACUUCGAUGCAUCAGCAGCUCAGGAUCGUAAGCUUGAAGAUCUAGUUCACACUGCUGUUCAGGAGCUUUGGAAACCUGCGCAGAGUGAACUUACCUUGGCCACGUCUGGAAUGACUUAUUCGAAGGCCCCGCCAACACCCAAAACUUUGUCAGGCAGCAGCGAUCCUUGUUAUGUUGAGGCGUACCAUUUGACUGAUCCACAUGAGAAGAGGAUAACUCUACAUCUUAAGCUUCUGAACUUGACUGAACAAGAACUCAAGCGGGUGGAUGUUCAUGUUGGGCUCGUUGGUGCUCUUCGAUUUAUGGAUGGCUCUCCUCAGGGUGUUCGCCGACUUCAGCAGGUCCAUUCGCAGGAUCCAAUUUUAUCCAGUGUUACUGUUGGAGUGUCACGAUUUGAGCAUUGUUCGCUGUGUGUUCAACUCUUGUAUUAUCCAUCCUUUGGUGGAGUUGGGUUGGUCAAUAGAGAAGAAGGUGAAGCUCUUACGCAGGAAGGACCUCAUGGAGCAAGGCUCCUGAAAUCCAAAGCAUCUGAGUAUGGGGAACCGGUUGUAUUACGGUGUGGAUCAUAUCGGCUACCUCUCAUUGAACUUCUAGUCCCAUAUGCUCUCUCGCCUGUGGAGUUUUUUAGACUAUGGCCAAGCCUGCCUGCAAUUUGUGAGCACACUGGUGCUUAUACGUAUGAAAGUGGAGGGUUUAAAGCAGCAACUGCUUCUGGAGGUUACCUGGAACCAGCUGUUCUACCCAUUCUUUCAGGAUUGAAAUCACUGUCAUCCAAGCCUUUUCAUAAAGUGUGCUCUCAUAUCUUGCGAACUGUGUCAGGAUUCCAGAUUUGCUAUGCUGCCAAGUCUUGGUAUGGUGACCUGGUGGGUAUGAUGAUCUUUGGAACAAGUGAAGUUAGUGAAAAUGUGGAUCUUGGUGAGGAGACUAAGACCAUGGUGUGCAAGUUUGUGGUGAGAGCAUCAUCGGGCACAGUCGUGGAUGAGAUUAGUGCCGACAUUCAAACUUGGCUUGAUGAUUUGACUGAUAAUGCUGUUCGUGGGGUCUCUGAUGAGGAAGUGGAGGCUGCUGCUGCUGAAAAACUUAAGAGAUUAAUGGAUAUUCUUGCCGUCAUUAGAGCUAAACCAGUUCAGUCUGAACCUGAAUUAGAUUCAGACUCGGAUGAUGAUAGCUUGCUGCCAGGUCUAGAGACAAAACCGAAGAAAAAACCCACUACAAUUUUUUUACCUUCACCUGAAGAUAUGGAGCAUCAUGCAUUGCAAUCGGCUGUAUUACAUGAAUGGCAGAGAUUUCGUCUCCAGCAAGUUGUAAACUAGAUCAGAACGUCAUUUUGGAUAUCUUGUCGUUCAUUCACCCUCCAGCUAUUUUUUUCGCUGUCAUUAGUUUGGAUGAAUCAAGUUUUAUAGUAUGAUCCAAGCAGCCCCCAUUUUGGGGAACAAUGAAUUCACUGAUUGAUUCUUGCUUAUUCGCAAGGUUUUAUCAUAUUGUUACGAAGCCUUUGGCUACAUUCACACCGAAGAUGUGCUCGUCGCCUCAAUCCAGCCGUCUUAUAAUGCUACUUGAACUUCUCAAUUCCCUUGAAGGUAUUGCCAAAAGAGGAGUUCCAUCCUCGUACGUAGGGAUGGAAUUCCAACUGUGACGAUUACAGGACUUGCUCGAGAUUCAGAGGCCAUCGUCGGAGUAAAUGGUAAUUGGGUAGGUGGAGGAUGUGACCCUGCCAGGUAAGCUGAUUCUUUACUUAUGUUAAAAUGUAUUUUACCUUCCGAAUUCCUAUCUAAAGAAAUAUUUCUUCUUGGUUUAUUAUUAGUAUUAUUAUUAUUUUUAUUAUUUUUCAUGUGGUGUAAGAUAGUCGUAUAUUUGUUGGGUGGAUAGAGGAGACUUCGUGGACCAACCAAAUCUGAUUGCCUUACCAAGCCCUGCCCAACCUAGUCCCAGCUCCAAGGUCUCAAGGAUUUAGAAAUUUCGAGCAUUAAGUCCUGAUUGCUUGAUGUCUCAGCCUACACUACUCAUGAACCCCCUUUAUAAUUUUUCUCUUUUUCUCUAACUUCAUCAAUGUGAAUAUUCGAUGAAGGGAAUAGAAUUUGAGCUUGUGUAGAAAUUUUUGACCUCUAGGAAUUUAAUACCUUCUCUCAAGACUGUUGAACUACUUCUUUACGCCUGUUUCUUCAAA